Messenger RNA from Leptosia nina, 534 nucleotides. NCBI's taxonomy places the organism in Eukaryota, Metazoa, Arthropoda, Insecta, Lepidoptera, Pieridae. The record is from the annotation of a GenBank genome assembly.
AUGCCCUUCAACCGAACGUUUUUUGAUAAAUCGGAUAAUAUACUGCGAGUACCGAAUACGUUCUACGAAGAUAAUAAAAGAAAGUCCAAGAUAAAGAAAUCACCGAAACGCACGAUACAGAAGAUAAUUAAGAAGAACACUGUGAAACGGAAGCGUAUCUACGUCAACCCAGUGACGAGUUUACCAACAGUCUCGACGAUGUAUAACAAAGCUGACAAUAUACAUUCCAGGCAAAACGACGAUACACAAACGACCGAAGCGAAUUCGAGAAGAAGACCAAGAAAGAAUUCGAAAGUUUUGCGAUACCAUAUGCCGUUUCACAAGUUGCAGCCGCGGACGAGAAGAAAUAAAAGGGAAGAUAUCAAAGUAACUAAAAAGGAAGACACGACAGAGAUAGAAAAUGUUAUUAAGAAGAAUAAAAGAGACGCAGAUAAUGAAAAUGUAGUAAUACUCAAUGACUUGGAUGAAAUCGAAUUUGUUGGUGAUGAUAAAGACUAUGAUGUAGUGAAGGCACACGUCCAAUACAACUGGUAG